This is a messenger RNA of Chelmon rostratus (copperband butterflyfish), 939 nucleotides long. Its product is annotated as low choriolytic enzyme. Gene Ontology annotation, molecular function: metalloendopeptidase activity; zinc ion binding. Gene Ontology annotation, biological process: proteolysis. The transcript has 10 exons. The coding region runs from base 46 to 939 and encodes 297 amino acids. The record is from RefSeq and is a predicted model, not a curated record. NCBI's taxonomy places the organism in Eukaryota, Metazoa, Chordata, Actinopteri, Chaetodontiformes, Chaetodontidae.
CGAGGAGCUGGAAUCGUCAGUGUGUCAGCCCUGACCUGUGAGAACAUGCUGCAUCUGCUCCUCACUGCACUUCUGUUUGUUGAAUCCCUGAAAGAUGUCGAGUCCAGUCCGAUACAGGAAGCCAAAACAGCACAGCCGGACGACUGGUUCAGCAGGCUGUUGAAGUAUAUGAAUUCUAACCCAGAGACUUUAGAAGAACUGUUGAACAAGAAAUACGCAGUGUGGGAGGGAGAUAUGAUCCUGUCUACAGACAGGAACGCAGUGGAGAGCACAUGGCCGACGCUGGAGAUACCAUACAUCAUCAGCCCGGAGCUAGAGAGUCGGACAGACGACAUCCUGUCUGCUAUGGCGAUGGUGUCUGAACACACCUGUGUGUCCUUCCACAAAAGAGCCUCUGAGACAAACUACCUGCACUUCAAGAGCAGCAAAGGCUGUGCUUCAUAUGUGGGCUUCAUUGGUGGCGAGCAGCCCGUGUUUGUCGCGUCCCAGUGCAUCGUGGGUAACAUUGUCCACGAGAUCCUUCACGCUCUGGGCUUCCACCAUGAACACACGAGGACAGACCGCGAACAGUACAUCACAAUUCUGACCAGUAACAUCAUUACAGGGAUGGAGAGGAACUUUAAAAAGCGGCAAGGACAAACCUUCAAUCUGGGCUAUGACAUAGGUUCGAUCAUGCACUACGGAAGUGGGUUUUUUUCAGCCAACGGUUUGCCCACCAUUGUACCCCUCAAAGAUGUGAAGGACAUGGGACAGAGAGUCAAGAUGACAAAGAUGGACACUGAGAGGGUUCGCCAUCUCUACAACUGUGGUGCCUCAGGAAAGGAGAUCAAGAUAGAAGGCAGCGGUGAGAAAGAGGAGGAUGUGCUCAGGUAUGAAGAUCAUGUUUCUGCCAGCAAACCUGAAGAUCACAAACCAACUGCUGCCUCUCCCUCUGCCUGA